Messenger RNA from Ostreobium quekettii, 414 nucleotides. The record is from the annotation of a GenBank genome assembly. NCBI's taxonomy places the organism in Eukaryota, Viridiplantae, Chlorophyta, Ulvophyceae, Bryopsidales, Ostreobiaceae.
AUGGCGAUGCGCUGGCUGCCUUGCGUUCGCCUGUGCAUUCCAUUGCUGCUGGCGAUCGUGGUGGUCGGCAAAAUGACGUUGGCGGACACUGGGGCGAAAGAGCCCCGUGGGAACAAAGAUGGGGACCAGCUUUCGCUUGCAUGGCUCCAGCCGAUGGCGGUGAGCAUGGGCGUGAGCGGUGGCGCGGGCCUGGCUGUGGGAGCCACGCUGAAGCUCAUCUCGAGGACUCUGGCAGUUGCAGCUGGGGUGGUCAUCAUUGCUGUUCAGGUCCUUGUGUGGCAAGACCUCAUCGAAGUGAAGUGGGCAAAUGUGGAGUCUAAAUUGAGGCCCUAUGUCGAUGUCGAUGGGGAUGGUGUCCUUACAGAAAUGGAUGUUCGACAUUUGUUUGAACAGGGCGUAGGGGUGCUGUCACAG